AGGUAAGGGACGGAUGGACAAGUGUCCUGUCUACGUGUACUGACCCAUCCGGCCCCACCAUGCCGUUACGGCGCUGGCAAACAGACCACAACUUAGAGACGAUCUCCAGCAGCAGCGAUCGUAUGGCAGACUUGUUUAUUACUCAGUUGUUUUUGAAUCGAAUAUGUUUGAUAUCUUCUUUACCCAAGAUCGGAAAACAUGGUCUGCUGCUCCUCGCUUUCUACGCUAGGCACAAUUGCUGUUUCAUGUCCAACUGUCGUCUCCGACAGCCAAAGACGCCGGCUUGGCGAGUGGCUCACCUGCCUUAACGAGCCAAUCCCGUUUCAGGGCUGGAGCAGCACUUGCCGGAUUCUCUCCACGAAGCAGUCAUCUGAUUGGCCAGGUGGCUUUGCUAAAGCUUACCACCACCGGGGUCUGUUCCAUGUCACCAGUUGUCCUUUUGGCAGAGAACAGCUUGCAGUUGCCCGAGUACAAAAAAAGCCACGACUACGCCAUGCCCACGGCGCAGACAUCGCCCUCCAACGACAAGAUACCAAUUGAGGCCAGCUUUUGUUCUGCACGUGGCCGGACGACCGGUCUUUUUCGUUGGAUUCCCUUCGUUCCGCUGGAUUUUUAGUUACCUGGGUAAGUCGUGUUAUCCGU
Parathielavia appendiculata is the source of this 642-nucleotide messenger RNA. RefSeq lists its product as uncharacterized. The record is from RefSeq and is a predicted model, not a curated record. The transcript has a single exon. NCBI's taxonomy places the organism in Eukaryota, Fungi, Ascomycota, Sordariomycetes, Sordariales, Chaetomiaceae. The coding region runs from base 199 to 540 and encodes 113 amino acids.